CAACUUUCUUGUACUUCUACUUUUAACUGUUCCCCCCUCCCUCCCUCCCUCCCUCCCUCCUUGUAAUAUUUCAGUGUUUUUAAGAUUUCCUUUUGAGUCAACUUUUGUGUAUUUGGAUCUGAGCAACGAAAGAUAUUAUUAUUAUUUUUUUCACUGAAAUCUGGGCAUAUAUACUUAUAGUAGAUAUCUGUGAAUAAUUCAUUAGUGCACUGAAGGGAAACAAUAUGCCUUGGUUGAGUCCACCAGUUGACGUGAUCCGCAAAGUUAUGCGUUUGAAUUUGUAUUGCAGGGUUAUUCUGUAAAUCACCUUUCCAGUGAACUUCAAUCUUUGAGACUCUGGGCUUCUUGUUCCUUACAAAAUUGUUAAUGGGAUCUAAUCACUUUUUCAUCUUUUAUUGUGAUUUUUAUAGGAUUAGCUGAAAAGAUAACAAGAAAACAAUAUAACUUUCCUUAGUUUCUCUUUUUGUUCGAUCUUCAUUCUGUUUUUCCAAUUCAAGUUUUCUGUUUCUACGGCGUUUCUUCCUCUUUUUUUCUGCUAUUCUAAGUCCAGCCCAUCUUUGAUCUUUGUACCGAGCUUUUCCUUGCCCUGCUUUCGAUUAUUAGGCAGUUGCUCCGUGUUGUAACCUACAUCUGGAUAGUUUUGAGUUUUAAGCGUUCAAAAGAAGUUAUGGUGUGCCAAGCAGCUAGUCAAACAAGAUUUCGGGCAUUGAAACACGAGAAUGGAAGUGCUGGAAAACUAACAAUUAUAGUUAGAGUUAUUGCAUGCUAUCAACCAUUGCAGGAUUGUCAGGCUGAAUACUUCCGUCAUUUGCUUAAACCUGUCACGUAGAUUGAUUCCACGUUUCUGUUAUAGUAUCAAACUGGAAUUUGUAGUUUUUCCUUUUCCUUUUCUUGUUCCUAAAAGAAGCAGCAAUUAAUUCCGCAUUGCAAAUCAAAGCACAACUCUUGGUAAUUAUUUUGGUUGGAUGGUUAAGGCUGAAGGUUCUUGGCUGUUUCCACCACUUUCUACUUGGCAAUCACCAAAUUUCAAUCGCAUGACCACAUCUUUGGAUCCUGCGCAACUACAAUGUUUGCCAGCAUGUAUGAACCCUGGCACUUACAUGACGUCUGCAAAUAUGUCAAUGCCAGGGUUAGCAGUUCCAAGCAUUCCAAAUUUUGAGACACAACAAGGCAAUGAAACCUACGGGUUGCCUCCGUGUUUACCCCCUCACUUCCAGAAUUUUCUUCCUGGUACAAAUCCAUAUGUCAAAGAAAACUUGUCUGUGUUUUCUUAUGGGCUUGGUAGGGGAGGUGUGCCAAAUCCAAUUGUUGGAUGCCAGAGAAGGUUCUUCAUUUUCGAUCAGUCUGGGAAUGAAAAAAGGUUGAUGUAUAGUUCCUUUGGACUUACUGUCCCAAAACCAACUACAGCUGAUGCAAAGCCAAUUCCUGGUUAUUUUAACUACAAAGAAUAUGCAGCAAAAAUGGACCAGAUGAAGCUGAAGUUACACGAAGUAUCAGACGAGAAUCACUUUAGUGGUGAAGAAACUGAGAUGCACGAGGACACUGAAGAAAUCAAUGCGUUGCUAGACUCGGAUGGCGAUGAUUAUGAUGAAGAUGAUGGUGGAAGUGACGAUGAUGAUAGUGAUGAUGAUGAAGUAAGGAGCACUGGUCACUUUCCCAUUCUGAUUAAAAGUCACGGGACGCAAGAACAAGUAGAGGAAAUAACAGAGGAAGUUACUAGUUCUGAUGGUCCAAACAAAAGGCAGAAAUUGAUCGAUGGCGGGUACAAAAAAUCAUCUCCAGUAGACACUGCUAGUUCAGUGAAAGUGGAAAGAUUUCUCGGAUAUGACAAUGGAUAUGACAGUGAUAUGGGAUCAAGCUAUGCUAUAGGCCAAACCCAAAAAGAGGGAAUGGUUUCCAUUUUGGGCAGCAAGCAAUUUAGAAAGGAUAAGAUUCAUGCAACCUUGAAAAUUCUGGAGAGCAUAAUCCCUGGUGCAAAGAAUAAGGAACCGUUGUUGGUCCUUGAUGAAGCUAUAAAUUACUUGAAGUCUCUGAAGCUCAAAGCCAAAACGCUUGGAGUGAACUAUCAUUAAGUCUCAUUUCCUCAUUCCAUGGUAGCAUGUUCGCUAAAAAGUGGAAGGAAGGAAGAAUGAACGAAAGGUAGCUACUCAAGAAUUCUUGGUUUGAAUGAUUGAUGAGUUUGAAAUCACUAUAUUAGCUUUUUUCCUCAUGUGGGGGCUCUUUUUCCAACUUUUUUUCCCCUCAAGGGCUUGUAUAUAAUGGGCCAAUAAAAGGAGAGAAAUAGUGGGAUGAUAUGGCUGUUUUGCUUGCAGAAGGUGAAGAAAAAAUGGGUUUUGUUUGUUGACCAGAAAUGAUUAUCUUUUAGCUUUAUUGUGGAUUAAAGGUUAACAAAAGUCUCAAAGGAUUUGAACGCGUGGGUUGAUUGUGUAGAGGUGGGCUGUGCUGUAAAUGAGGACUUCCUUUUCUUCAAGUGUUGAGAACCCCCAUGGAUUUAGUGCAUGCGCGUUAGGUAAUUCGGGUCCCACUAUCCACCCUUCCCUUUUCUUUGAUUUCAUGCUUUUGUCUUGGUCUCUUUAAACUCACACAAAUCAUUCUGGUAUUAAACUCUCAUUAAAAAGUAGCAGUACAAUGAAAACUUCUGGUGUGGGAUACUACUGUGGAGAAGCUCAGUGGUUAAUCAUCAAUUGUUGGGGUCCACUCUUUGAUCAAAUGUUCUUAAUAAAGUCUUGUUUGUUUUCACUCAUUCCAUCCUGGCUUGCCCAUGGUCUUGCACAGUAUUGGGACAUGUGACCAUAGUUAUGUAGUGUGAAGUCCUUUAAUGCCCUACCAUGGGUUUGUCAGAUUUGUAUGCAUUGACACUUGGAGUGUAGAACCAUGUGAUUGAUGGUAGUAGUAGUAGUAGUAGUAGUAAAGUGCUUGAGUUUGAGUAUGUUUAUCUUUGCUGUUCUUUUGUUGUUCGUCUUGUUGUCUUAUGCAUCGAUGUUUUAUGUGUGUCUGUAAUGGAUGAAGUGAAUAAGAUUCUCUUGCUGUGGA
Populus trichocarpa (black cottonwood) is the source of this 3033-nucleotide messenger RNA. RefSeq names its product transcription factor bHLH143. Lineage: Eukaryota; Viridiplantae; Streptophyta; Magnoliopsida; Malpighiales; Salicaceae. Bases 966 to 2072 code for a protein of 368 amino acids. The record is from RefSeq and is a predicted model, not a curated record. The transcript is spliced from 4 exons.